Frankliniella occidentalis (western flower thrips) is the source of this 2393-nucleotide messenger RNA. Its product is annotated as GRB10-interacting GYF protein 2-like. The transcript has 7 exons. Bases 227 to 1495 code for a protein of 422 amino acids. The record is from RefSeq and is a predicted model, not a curated record. NCBI's taxonomy places the organism in Eukaryota, Metazoa, Arthropoda, Insecta, Thysanoptera, Thripidae.
GAAUAGAAUUUGAUCAUUCAGUUACAUUUUUUAUAAUUUUGUUUUAUUUUUUCAUCUCUCAACUGUCCUUUGCCCUGUUUGCACCUUUUUGGCACCUCCAAUACCUUACAUAAAAGGUUUAUGGCUUUAUACUAGCAGCUUCCUGAGCCACACUUAGUGGAUUUAACUUGGGACUUGGGGGACCAAAGGACUGGAACGCAGACUUGAACAAGAACUUUACCGACAGAUGCAACCAACUUUAUACCCUGAGUCUGACCAUGGUUCUAACCAAGGAGAAAGUAGAGAUUCUGGGGUUGAGCUUGAUAACCAUUUAAACUCUCACAAUCUCCACAUGGAUUAUUCACCUGAAGGGCAUGGAUUUGAGGAACAUAGCCAUCAGAAUAAUGAUCUAUUCGGGAACACAAGCUCAACUUCAGAAGAAGGUGAAAUUAUGAAGAAGGAAAGAGAAAUAAUUGAAAUGCUAGAAAAAGAGGAACAGUGGCGUUAUGGUACUAAUACUAUACUUUCACCCAGUCACCAUCAUCAAGUUGGAGAGAAACUCGCAGCAAAAUUAAGAGAACUUGAACAAGAAAAGUUACGUCUUGAAUGGGAGCGGGCUGAAGAGUCACGAAAAGUUGCUGCUGAACAAGCUGCACGUCAAGAGGAUCAGAGACGCAUUAGAGCCAAAGAAGAACAGCUCAGACAACAAGAGAGUAUUGUUGGUAGGCUCCCUGCUGGUGUACCAUUCAACUGCAACCCUUCAGACAUGAAUUUGGAUGCACUUAGAGAGGAGCGUCAAUGUUUGAAACAAGAGCAGGCUGAACUUGAAAGGCAGAGGGAAUAUCUCUCUGCUAAUCAAAGCUGGGACUCAUCAUCUUCUGCUGCUCACCGAUCUCUGCAGGAUGUCUCUGCUCCUCACAGGGCUGGAAGCCACAAUCAGCUAAAUGUUCCAAACAGUAGCACUUCUUUAAACUGUCGUCUCUCCCUGCCUGACCUUCAACAGUCAGACCUAACGGUCCAAUCCAUGAACAUUAAUCAUCACAGACCCCCUCCUCCAAUCCCCUUAUGUAAACCCUUAUCUAUUGUUGAUCAAGAAAGGCAUGGUGUGAAUGGCUUUUCAAGGCAAGGACAGCUGCAGUUGUCGUCUGAUUCUAUUCCAAUGGUUGAGUCACAUCACCAUCGACAUAAUGCAGUUGGUUUGCCAUCUGUACCUGUUGCGACCUCUCCUACAUCAUCAACAGGAAGUCAGCAGAUGACUCGUCAAACACUUCAUGCUCUGAGCGCGGCACCAAGAAGUAGGAUUAUUGCCACAGACACUUGGGUUCAAGCAAAACGUAAACCAGAAAGUCAACGAAACAGCAACCGCGACCAUUAUCAACAUUGGCUUAUACAGGUAUUUAUUUAUUCAUUAAUUGCGUCAGCUUAUUGGUCCCAUGAGCUAAAAGCUUGCAUUAAGGGGCAAUACGAAUUUUCCAUGUUAAUACAUAGGUACAAGGCGGUUGUAAAAGGACAAUAAAUAGUUAAGCAGUACCAAUAAGAUAAUUUUGAAGGUUACCAUGAUUUUACAUUCUUUUUAAAUUGAUUAAAUGACAUAUUGGUGAAUAGGGAAGGUAGUUCAUUAUACAAUUUAGUAGCAGCAUUAAAAGAAGCAUUAAGACCAUGUUUGGUGGUGUGUACUGUGGAUGUGUGCAUUUUAUUUGAUGAGCGUGUUGAGUAACUGUGAAUUUGAGAGUGUUUGGUGAUAGGGAUGUCUGAUUUUAUGAUGUUGAGAUUCAGUUUGUGAAUAUAUAUGACUGAGGAGAAUUUGACUUGUACUGAGACUGGUAAUAUGUUGGCGUUUUUGUAGACAGUUUUGGUGUGAUCAAGAUAUGGCAUAUUAAAGAUGAGCUUGAGGGCUCUUCUUUGUAUCAUCCCAAGUUCUUGUAGUUUUUCUUUGGUACAGUGCUCCCAGACUGAGAUUAGAUAUGUGAUGUCCGAGUGGAUUAAGGCAAAAUAGAUGUUCUUGGGGAUGGUAGGAUUUAGGCCAAUAUGCCGCAGCCUGCUGAGGACACCAACUACUGGGAGAAUCUUGGAUUUGAUAUGGUCGAUUUGACAUCUCGAGGUUAUUAGUGGAUGAUACCUUAUAGUUAUGGGUAUGAAAAAAAAGGUAUUUCAUUUUUUCGAGGUUUAAAAUUAGUCUGUUGAGGUCCAUCCACUUAGAUGUAGUAGUGAGGUCCUCAUUUAUUUUCUUCAUUAUAUUUUGUUCAGUGCUAUCUUCAUAUAUGAGUAGUAUGUCAUCAGCAUACAACAUCAAUCUACCAUGUAGCUUCAGUAAGGAUAUAUCAUUUAUUCAUAUUCAUAUUCAUAUUUAUUAUUUCCAAAGAACAUACAUCAUGAUACACUUCAGAAUUAUCAAUAAAAGAAAUUGGUACAAA